Molecule: messenger RNA, 3068 nt
Organism: Salvelinus namaycush (lake trout)
Lineage: Eukaryota; Metazoa; Chordata; Actinopteri; Salmoniformes; Salmonidae
Product: atlastin-2-like
Exons: 13
Coding region: 50-1894 (614 amino acids)
Biological process (GO): endoplasmic reticulum organization; protein homooligomerization
Molecular function (GO): GTPase activity; GTP binding
Source: RefSeq, a predicted model, not a curated record
AGAAGUGUUCUUUGACGCAACUACGUGGGAUUAUUUUAAACAGGACAAGAUGGCGGAGGUUAGCGGGCUGAGGAAACGGAAUCAUUUCGAACAAAACCGCAAAAGACACGUCUUUGACGAAGGUGCGGGUGGUGUGGAAGAUGUUCCUCUGUCCCUGCCAGAUCGGAAGCCUCCUCCCAGGAUGGCACAUCGGGCAGAGGCGGAUAGCGAGACAGACAAGGAGUGGGAACAGGCCCCAGAGCUGACUGCUGCCGAUCAGAGUCCUGUCAAGGAGCAGCCUGUAGAAGAGGUGGUGGAGGAGAAGGCUCGGCCCAUCCAGAUUGUCCUGGCUCACGAAGACGACCACAAAUUUGAGCUGGACACGGCGGCUCUAGAGAAGCUCUUACUGCAGGAGGAUGUCAGAGACCUUAAUGUGGUGGUGGUGUCAGUGGCUGGGGCCUUCCGUAAGGGCAAGUCCUUCCUGCUGGAUUUCAUGCUCCGAUACAUGCUCAACCAGCAGGAGGAGCAGUCAGACUCGUGGGUUGGGGUUGAUGAUGAGCCGCUGACAGGGUUCAGCUGGAGAGGAGGCUGUGAGAGGGAGACCACAGGGAUCCAGGUCUGGAGUCAGGUGUUUGUGGUCAACAAGCCGGAUGGGAGCAAGGUUGCUGUUCUGCUAGUGGAUACACAAGGAGCCUUCGACAGCCAGUCUACCAUAAAGGACUGUGCAACGGUUUUUGCCUUGAGCACCAUGACCAGCUCUGUACAGGUGUAUAACUUGUCCCAGAAUAUUCAGGAGGAUGAUCUUCAGCAUCUCCAGCUCUUCACAGAAUACGGCCGGCUUGCUUUGGAGGAAAUCUAUCUAAAACCCUUCCAGUCUCUCAUGUUCCUCAUCAGAGACUGGAGCUAUCCAUAUGAGCACAACUAUGGACUGGAGGGAGGUAAACGCUUUCUAGAAAAGAGACUGCAGGUGAAACAGAACCAGCAUGAGGAACUGCAGACCGUGAGGAAACACAUCCACUCCUGCUUCUCCAACAUCGGUUGCUUCCUCUUGCCCCAUCCCGGCCUCAAAGUGGCCACCAACCCCAUGUUUGACGGCAGAUUAAAAGACAUUGAUGGUGACUUUAAGGAGGCGCUGGGCAAUCUGGUGCCCUUACUGCUGGCUCCUGAGAACCUGGUGGAGAAGGAGAUUGGAGGGGCUAAAGUGACCUGCAGAGAUCUAGUGGAGUACUUUAAGGCCUAUAUAAAGAUCUAUCAAGGGGAGGAGCUUCCUCAUCCUAAGUCAAUGUUACAGGCAACGGCUGAAGCCAACAACCUUACAGCAGUUGCUGGAGCAAAAGACACUUACAGCAAAAGCAUGGAAAUGGUGUGUGGAGGGGACAAGCCCUACAUCGCCCCUGCAGACUUGGAACGCUGCCACGAGGAGUUCAAGGAGUGCUCGGUGCGUCAGUUCCGCUCUGUGAAGAAGAUGGGAGGGGAGGACUUCUGCAAGAAAUACCAGGAGCAGCUGGAGGGUGAGCUGGAUGAGGCCUACUCCAACUUCCACAAGCACAACGAGGGCAAGAACAUCUUCUACGCUGCACGCACGCCCGCCACGCUCUUCGUUGUCAUGUUCACCACCUACAUCGUCUCAGGGCUGACCGGCUUCAUUGGAAUGAACACUAUUGCCGUGCUGGCCAACCUGGUCAUGGGCGUGGCUCUCAUGACUCUCUGCAUGUGGGCCUACGUCAAAUACUCAGGGGAGUUCAGAGAUGUGGGCACCAUCAUAGACCUGUUGGCAGAGACACUCUGGGAACAGGUGUUGAAGCCUCUGAGUGAGCAAUAUAUGGAGGAUAACGUUAGACAGACUGUGGUUAACUCCAUCAGAGCCAGUCUGACGGAACAGGCCACACAGCACGCAAAGUUAAAGUCACACUGACCCCUGCUCCUCCUGCUACUACUCUACCAUCCACUCACCCCACCCCUUCACUCAGUGUGCUAAAUCAUAGGACUGUGGCACUGUGCAAACCAAAGUUUACCCUGCACAGGCCCAGCCAGCCUCCCUGUCUGCUGUAGUGGCCUGUCUUACUGCUGGCAACUCUACUAUUGGAUCCCCCCUGUUGGAAGGUGGACAAUUAGCGAGUUAAGAAGUAGUUGCCGGUCUGCUCUCACCUUUACCACAAUUUGACCCCCCCCCCCCCCAGGAUUUUAAAUUAUGAAGAGUUGUUAGGUUUGCUGACCCGGUUUUAGUGUUGUCAUAUUAAGCAGAUUGCACUUGCUUGGGUUUCAAGGUUAAUUCAGGGAGUCACAGCUCUUUGAUGGUGUGCCAUUGGAUGCAAGAUGAACUGUCUGCAUAGUCAUGCAUACUAUAUCCAAGCCAGUGUUCCUACCCUCUCUCCUGAUACUGUUUGGUUAACUGGGGUGGAUUUUGAAAUCCUUUGAGCCUCUUCAGUUGUUUUAAGAUACUGAUGUUUAAUCUUGCUUUAGUGUCUACCUACCAGUGUUAUCUACUGCAUGGUAUUAGACAAACACAGCAUAGCACUAUAAUAGGCCCUAGAGCUCAAUCUAUUGUGCUUAGCAGGGGAAUGUAAUUCAGACAGUUUCAUUAAUUUGCCUUUCUUGAAAACCCACAGGACAGUGGGAGUGAUCAAUGGUAUUGCACAUCUAGAGUUGUUUUUCUUGUCAAUACAGCACUAAUGAUAUCAGUUAGGUCAACGCUUUUGUACCAAUUCCAUCCACAACUGUCUCGCCUAGGAACGCGGCAGUUGUUACGGCUCAUUUUAUAGAAAUGUUUUACAAAUAGGGAAUGAUGUAUGACACAUUUUACACUUUGUAUAUAUUCUAUAGUGUUGGCGGGGUGUUUGUUGUUGAUUGGCCUAGUGUGGUUUUAAGGAAUGUUUUGUGAUUGGUCUUACAGUUGCAUCUUUUUCUGUGAUCUAUACCGGUACAUAAACAAACUCUAGGCUAGAGCAUUUAGAUUCCACCACAGAUUCGGACAAAGCUUUCUGGAAUUUGAUGAGUGGGUCGAGAUUGUCUUUAAAUCACUUCCUGUAAUUUAUUUUUCAAUAAACAAGUACAUUGACCUUAUUGAUUAAAAUCGAUAAUCUACUGUU